Messenger RNA from Orbicella faveolata, 4141 nucleotides. RefSeq lists its product as uncharacterized. The record is from RefSeq and is a predicted model, not a curated record. NCBI's taxonomy places the organism in Eukaryota, Metazoa, Cnidaria, Anthozoa, Scleractinia, Merulinidae.
AACUAAAUAAGACCGCACUGGUUGUUCUAAGCAAUUUAUACGCGAAACCGCUCGGAGGUCAAUAGUUCAGCCUAGGGUGUAUGUGUGGAAUUCAUUACUACACGCGAAUUGGCGUGCUAAGGUUGUCUGAGAACACGUCCGGAAGAACGGCCGCACCACCUAUCUACUACAGGCUGACAUAUUUGCAAAGAUUAUGCAACGACAAGUAAGAUCGAAAGAAAAUCCAUGCUACGAAAUGAGCAGGGCUCAUGGAACUCCUCGUAGCCUUCACAAGGCUGAUGGUGACAAGGAAAACAAAACAACCGGAAAGGCUAACCAAACGAAACCAAAGCCCACACCGACUAUAACGGGGCAAAAAGAACUGGAGAAAAUUGUCGAGAUUCGUCAAUUCGACAUGAGUUACGAUGGGGGAGUAUACGAAGUCAUCCCCAACUUUGACGCCAAGACACUUCCAAAAGACAGACAGCCACGGUUCGGGAAUGACCACAGGGACGCAAUGUACGACACAUUGAACACGAUAACACAAGCAACGCAACAACAAAUGGAUUUAUUUCGUCGUAUGAUGUAUUUCAUGACGGUGCUCCUCUUGAUAGUCUUUCUCACAGCUACAAGCAGCCUAAUCUUGACUGUCAUGAUGCUCAUGUCGGACAACACCUUGAGUUCGAAUCAGCCCACUUCCUCGCCAGAAACUACAGAAAGUACAUCGACCAGAUGUGGAGAAAGUGUGUUACUCCAAGAGUUAAAAGUGAAGAUAUCAGAACUGGAAGAAGCAUUGAAUCUCUCUCAGAAAGCUAUAGCAAACUUAACAACUCAGGGAUCAAAAUGCAGCCAGUGCACAGGUCCGCCGGGUCCCACCGGCCCUCAAGGGUCACCAGGGCCCAUGGGACCUAGGGGCUUCAAUGGCACUAAAGGAAAUGAAGGACCAAUGGGCCCUAGCGGCGUAAACGGAAAUCAUGGCGCACCGGGCAUUCCUGGAACCCAAGGACCAAUGGGCCCCAGAGGUGUAAACGGCUCUCAAGGCCCGCCAGGGUCCCUUGGAAUUCAAGGACCAAUGGGCCCAAGAGGUGUAAACGGCUCUCAAGGCCCGCCAGGGUCCCCUGGAGAUCCAGGACCAAUGGGCCCUCCUGGCAAGGCACUACAGGGUAGCUCUGGAGCCUGGAAUGUUAGUCGCUGUCAGCACUGGAACAGCACGACAAUUAAAGAGACGGCGACCGACGCAAAGGCUACUGUGCGAGAAGAUGCCCAUCCGGGCAUGAAGAUUGUUGGCGCCACGUGUUCAGCAAAAAACGCAAAAGAGUACGCUUUUCUGGGAGGAGAAAUUGACCCGAGCACAAAUACGAUUGUCUACAACUGCGAAUGUCAGAAAAAACUUCAUGCUGUUGGUAAAUUAGUAUGCGUUGUGUAUUACUGGAUCUGCCCCUUUACCGGUUAAAGAGAAGUGCCAAGUAAAAGCUUGAAGAUGAUUGUGUAUAUAUCCUUUAAACUGCAGUGCUCGGAAUUCAUUUUGUUGCACUAAGUAACUGAUCAUUCAUUGACAUAAAGUUUGCAAUCUAUUUCUUCAUAGAGUAGACAGGCAAGGCCACAAAUACCGUGCUCGUAAAAUUGCUUAAUUUACAAACCAUGUUUCCAUUUACUAAGAAACUUAAAUCUACACAGCGAGUAACCAAGUAGUUAGUGUUGUUUAUAGAUGUGAAUUGGAAUAGACUAUUAUAUAUUUUAACACUGAAAUUGACGAUUUCCAUGCCUCCACCUGAUACUCACAAGCCCUACAGAGUUAUAACCGUCUAGUUGCUCACUUGAUCCAUGGCUUAGUGAUGAUGAUUUUUAAAUUGCUUCAAGGAGAGGUUGGCCCCUCGUGAAAUGAGCUACCAGUGCGAAGCUCUACGGAAAAAAAAGAAAUAAUAAUAAUAAUAAUAAUAAUAAAAUGUAUUAAAUACAUUUUAGAAUUUCGAAGAGUACAAAAACGCGUUUGUAAAGGAGCAUCUUCGCGUUUUCAUAAUGUUUAUCUGCCAGUCACCACUAACACAACUGAAGCACUCGGAGAGUAUCCGUGACUCGACAUUGCAGGAUCAGUAUCAAGACAGUAGAAAGCCUUCUGAUUGGCUAAUUGCGAAUUUGAGUAGAGUAAUAUGUUUUAUAUCUACUAUACGAAAACUAUCACAGUAACUAUUGAGAAUCUUGUUCAGCUGACAUGUCCGUUUAAUUCAGCUUGCGCAAUUCAUUCAAUGUAAAAGAGGGGCACAUUUGUGGGCACAUAUCUCAUUGACAAAAUUACUCAUGGUUGCUACAGGCAUCACUUUUCAAAAUUCCCUGACUUUUCCCUGAUAAAAAUAAAACUUCUCUGACUAAAUAAAUACAAAAUGUCAGAUCUAGUAGCAGCUAUUAGCUUCAACUUACAGCCGUCCUUUUUACACCUUCAUUAAGACUGAUAAAUUUUUGACAAAUUUUCUUUCUUCGUUAAGGAAAAAUAUCGUUGAGAUCACAGUGACGCCAAAUGUUUCUUCCAGCCUUCAACGGUAUUAAAUCAGCCGUGUUACGUUAUUUCAAUUUCCCCUGACUCUAAAUAAAAUUCUCUGACUUUUCCCUGAUCUUGAAGACAUAUUGUUUUGACCAUUUCGUGACCUGUGGCGACCUUGUUAGUCGGAGAGGAUGGUUAUACACUACUCGUCCCUAGUCUCCAUUCGAUAAGAAGCAGAAACCGAACAAAGACUUAAGAAAAGUUGGGGUUUAUAGUAAUACCGGUUUGCUUGAACCUUUUGUGUCAAGUAUAUAACAGCCUGGUAUGAAUUGUUGGAUAUUAUUUAGGUUCUCAAUCGUUUCCUUCUAAAAGUUGUACAUAGUUGUACAUAACUUAAUGCCGAUGACUAAUUUCCUACUAAUUUCCUAUCAAUUCAUUAAUUGACUUCGUCGUAACAAUGUUAUGUCGUAAACAAUAUAUAUAUAUAUUAAUCACACCAAGGCAAAUUUCGACUUACUUUAAAUGUUCUUUGUUUCCUAUUUUUUAAAUAGAGCAGUAUUCAUUGACGUAGUUAUGACAAUCUUAUAGCCAUAUUCGAUGUACAUAAAAUACAUAGAUUGUUUUUCUUUAAGAUUAGGGAAGUUGAACUAGCGCGACGGCUGUUUUGAGAAACAAACUAACGGUUUUUUAAGUAUGCAGCGGGAUUGUUGCAAACCAUGUACUGGAGAACCGUUAAACUUCUGGUUUAGAACCGUGUUUUCGGCCAGCGUUUUCAUCGUUGUAGCUUUGAUUCCCUAAUAUUGACGCUCGGCGACUUUGUUAAAACAGUAGAGAGGUUAAACAAUAACGACAACGACCACGAGGGCAACGCCUAGUACAAAAUGAACCAACAUUUUACCUUCGAAUUUCGCAAUUGUCUAGAUCUGUUAAGUGCGUCUUUUUGUCUCAGAACUUGUUCAAGCUAAAUAUGUGACGGCAUCGUUUAAUUCCGAAUGAAAAUACGUCGUUCGCGUUCUCCAAACUACGUAGAACUUAGCCAUUUCACGUUGUUGUUGUGCAGGGGACGGCAAAGAAAUGUAUGACGCUUUAUAACGCACGUGCACAGUCAUUGUUCCACCCCUUAAACUGUUUGUUUGGUGACGUUUUCGUUGCCGUUGCCGCCGUGGUUUGCUUUAGCUCUCUUGUAUUCAGCACUAUGGCUGACUUAAAGACUACGACUAAUUCUACUGGUUAGUUUUGUAACGAAUUGAUAGCUUUUAAUCCAUUUAUUUAAAAUUUGUAGGCUUGAAAUGCAAACGAUUGCAAGUACAAGUAAUUUCUUAAGUGACCACGCUGUGAAAAUAUCACGGCGGAAAAGUUAAUAAUGAGAUUAACAGACUGCAUGACUAUUUAUCAACAAAAUGCAUUUCCAAAUCGUAUAGGAAUAACGUAUAGCAACUUAUAGGAAUAUUGUUCUGUUGCUUAGUAUUACAGAGUAAUGAAGUUUGUUAGGUAGAUAGCUAUAAGCAAAGUUAGAGUAAAGUAUUACUGAUUAAUAACUAGAAGUUAAUGUAAAUCAUCAUUAUUAUUAUUGUAUAAUUAAUCAAUCAGCAAACAAAUACACGAUUGCAAGACUGAUUGAAAACAUUUUCAUUUUUUUUUCUAUUAUUUUUACUUUUUAUAUUAAAGUUUGCAAACUUAAAA